Messenger RNA from Rangifer tarandus platyrhynchus (Svalbard reindeer), 774 nucleotides. The record is from the annotation of a GenBank genome assembly. NCBI's taxonomy places the organism in Eukaryota, Metazoa, Chordata, Mammalia, Artiodactyla, Cervidae.
AUGACGGCGGCCGUGUUCUUCGGCUGCGCCUUCAUUGCCUUCGGGCCUGCGCUCGCCCUCUAUAUCUUCACCAUCUCCACCGAGCCGUUACGCAUCAUCUUUCUCAUCGUUGGAGCUUUCUUCUGGUUGGUGUCUCUGCUGUUUUCUUCCCUCAUUUGGUUCAUGACAACAACCUUUAUUGAUAACAAAGAUGAACCAAGAGAGAAAUAUCUGCUGAUUUUUGGAGUGUUAAUCUCAGUCCUUAUCCAAGAAAUGUUCCGGUUUGCAUAUUAUAAACUUUUAAAGAAAGCCAGUGAGGGUUUGAAGACUAUAAACCCAUAUGAGGAAGCACCCUCUAUGAGAUUGCUGGCUUAUGUUUCUGGCCUGGGCUUUGGAAUCAUGAGUGGCAUAUUUUCCUUUGUAAAUACCCUCUCUGACUCCUUGGGACCAGGCACCGUGGGCAUUCAUGGAGACCCUCCCCAGUUCUUCCUAAAUUCAGCUUUCAUGACACUGGUGAUCACACUGCUGCACGUGUUCUGGGGCAUCGUGUUUUUUGAUGGCUGUGCGAAGAAGAAGUGGUACACCCUUCUUGUAGUUGUUCUCUCCCAUCUGCUGGUGUCAGCCCUGACCUUCAUCAGUCCUCAUUAUGGAUUAAAUCUGGUGUUGGUAUAUAUCAUCAUGGUGCUCACAGGUGUCUGGGCCUUCUUUGUUUCUGGAGGCAGCUGCCGAAGCCUGAAACUCUGCCUGCUCUGCCAAGACAAGGACUUCCUCCUCUUCAACCAGCGUGCCAGAUAA